Molecule: messenger RNA, 2071 nt
Organism: Peromyscus maniculatus bairdii (prairie deer mouse)
Lineage: Eukaryota; Metazoa; Chordata; Mammalia; Rodentia; Cricetidae
Source: RefSeq, a predicted model, not a curated record
GCUGCUCCACUGCUCAGGAUCCAAUCACAGGGCCAAACAUGGUGAGUGGUCAGGCACAAGGAUCCUUGACUGUGCAGUUCCAUUAUGACUCAUCCUGGAAGAAUUACAAGAAAUUCUGGUGCCGAGGAGCAGUUUGGAGAACAUGUAAGAUCCUCAUUCAAACCGAUGCAUCAGAGCAGUUGGUGAAGAAGGACCGUGUGUCCAUCAGGGAUGACCAGACAGACUUCAUCGUCACAGUGACCAUGGAGGACCUGAGGAUAAGCGAUGCUGGCAUUUACUGGUGUGGGAUUGAGAAAACUGGACCUGAUAUCACGUUUAAAGUUAAUGUGAACAUUGACCCAGCCCCAGAAACUUCAACUAAAAUAGUGUCAAUCAUGGCCCCAGUCCUGACAACCACAGCGUCAACCAUGGAGAACACUGGCAACUAUGGAGGGACUCAAACCAACACCCACACCUGGCCCCUGCUGAGCAGCAUCUACUUCAAGCUCCUGGUCUUUCUGGAGGUGCCCCUGCUCCUGGGCAUGCUCAGUGCGGUCCUCUGGGUGAACAGGCCUCAGAGGUGCUCUGGAGGAGGUGAAGUUGGCCUGGUGAAGGCCCAGCGUUCUGAUGCCCAAUGAAGUCAACUCUUGAGAGUUCACAGAACAGGAUGACAGCAGAAGCCUGGAACCCUGGCUGUGUGGAUUCUGUACCUCACCAGACUUUUGCGGGACACAAAAACAUUCUGACCAGGUCAACACCCUCUUUCCUAAAAUUGAAGAAUGCAGAAAAACCUAGCAGGGUGAUCCUGACCUUGGGCCAAGUUUGAGACCAGACAGACUACAGCUGAUUUCAGGUCAGCCAGGGAUACAUAGCUAGACCCUGUCUCUAGGAGACCAGGAAGAUGACACCGAGGAGGGGUGGGGAGGAGGAGGAGAAGAGGAGGAGGAGGAAGGGGAGAAAGCAAAACAAUUUUUCCUUCUGCCAUUCUCCUUCUUUGUUUUGCCAAAUCUCUGUGGCUCCAUCUUUCCUGUCAAAACCAGUUCUUUCUCACAGAUUUGCCCAUUUACUUCUUUCUAAAGGCUAACUAACUUCCUUGUGGCUGAUGUCUAUACCAAAGAUCCCUCCUCUGACCAGUACUUUUGACUCAGUAACAUUUAUAAAUCCUUCAAGGCGAUGUCCUUGAGUAAAUGCUGUAGUAGUGGUGAAGGAGGGUCUAGAAAGCAGAAAUGUUGUGUGCUAGUGUGUGUUCAUAUGGGGUGGGGGCAAAUGCACAUCAUAUGUGAAUGCACUUGUGGUGUGGGUGUGUGUGUGAGUGUGCAUGAGUGCACCUGAGUGUGGAGAGCCUGGGUGUUGUUCCUAGGGUACUGUCCACUUUGGGAUUUUUUUUUUUUGAGACUUAGGGUCUCUCAUGGCUGAUUGGCCAGGGCCUCACAUACUUUUGAGCUCUUUACCUGUCUUCCCAGUCCCAGAAAUUAACCUGUGAAGUAAACUAACUAGCCAAACAUGGUAACACAUGUAUCUAAUCCCACACUCAGGAGGUUGAACAGGAGAAUGGCCAUGAGUACAAGGCCAGCCUGACCUACAUAGAGUGUUUCAGUCUUUCUGAGUUAUAUAGUAAUAACUUGUCUGAGAGAAUCAAAGAUAAAAAUGAUAGCCAUAUGUAGCAGCAUAUACCUAUAACUGAAAGGGUAUAUGGCGCUGGUUUGGUCGAUGGUGGAAGAGUCACGAGCAGAAGAGUCACGAGCCAUGGUUACCAGAGUUAGAAUGGGCUUUAUUAGAGAGAAGAGGGGGUAGGACCGAGAUAGAGAGAGAUGCAGAGAAAGAGAGAGACCGAGAGCAGAGAGAGACACACAGAGAAAGACUGGAAGAUGGAGCGAGCAUGGAGAGAGUGCAAAGAGAGAGCGUGGGGUGCACGUCCGGCUUUUAGGCUGGGAUGCAGUCACCUGCUGAUGACGUAAUAAGGCAUUGGACGAGCUGCUCCUAUACAGAAUCCUUACAAUAACCCCAGCACUUUGGAGGCUGUGACAGAGGGACCAAGGGUUGGAAACCAGCUUGAGAUACAGAAAGACUGUAUCAAAACAUAAAUUAAUUU